This is a messenger RNA of Pangasianodon hypophthalmus (striped catfish), 6059 nucleotides long. RefSeq names its product zinc finger protein 654 (gene znf654). Lineage: Eukaryota; Metazoa; Chordata; Actinopteri; Siluriformes; Pangasiidae. Gene Ontology annotation, molecular function: DNA-binding transcription factor activity, RNA polymerase II-specific; DNA binding. The coding region runs from base 72 to 4961 and encodes 1629 amino acids. Gene Ontology annotation, biological process: regulation of transcription by RNA polymerase II. Gene Ontology annotation, cellular component: nucleus. The record is from RefSeq and is a predicted model, not a curated record. The transcript has 9 exons.
AUGAUCCGUCACGUUUGGUUGAGGUUAACGGUAGCGGCGGUGUGUUGUACGCGCUGGGUUAGACAAGCAGUAUGGCGGAAGAAGAGAGUGAAUUGGAGUUGGACAGGUUUAAAAAAGAAUUGGAGAGUUUGUUAAACGACGAGUGCGGACUGCAAAGCAAGUGGUAUUGUGCGAGAUUUUGCGAGCUGGUUGAGGAAUACACAGGCCGAUGGCAGGUGCCCCUUCCACAGCUGCAGGUCCUGAGGAGCGCUCUAUGCGCGUUUGUCCGCGGCGCAGCGUCGUUCCCGUCUGAUUGUGAGCACGUGCGCUACACUCUGAGUAGUCUGGCUCUGAGUGUCUUCGAGCUGCUGCUAUUCUUCGGGAGAGACGAGUUCCCCGAGGAUCCUCUAAAAGAUAUUCUGGACUCAUUUCAGGAAUGCCACUCAAGUCUAGUGAGGUACCAGAACGUGUACAUGCUGCAGGUUAGACACAUCAUCAGAGAUGGAGGGCCAUGGGCGAGUCCUGUACUGGAGGGAAUCCUAAAGGAAGUGGAACAACAACAAGAAGAAGUGGAUCGGUAUCUUGGCUCUGAGGUGUCCAUGUUCUUCGAGCUGCGUGUACGUUACCUGCUGGCCUGUGAACGGACUCGUGAGGCCAUGGCAUUAGCCCUGAAGUGCAGUCAGCACCCGACUGCAGGCCGAUGCCUGUUCUUCAAGCAGGCUUACCUCUCCUGUCUCUGGAAGUCCUCUCAACAAGAACGCCUCAUCAUGGAGAUGGCAGAGAUUGACGGGAAGGAUGCAGUGGAGAUCCUCUGCAUUGCAGAGAAUGAGGAAAAGGACGAAUUGCUCCUGGAGCUCAGCAGAGGCUUCCUCUUGCAGCAGCUCAGAAGUGGAGAUAUGUACUACCUUUGGGAUCUGGUCUUUAUAUGGUGUAAACUGUACCUCAGAGUGAAGGCCACGGAAAAACACUUUCUGCAAGAAUGCAAACUGUUGCUCCUGUCAGCCACCAACGUAAAAGCAAUCUUUCCAUUUAUGAAGGUGAUCUUGGGUGAGCAUUUGGGGAAAGAAGGUCUCACGUUUUGCGUCGAGCUCUGUGCCCAGACCCUUCAGACUGACCUCAAGAACGACCCCGUCACCAAAUCUCUCAUCUACAAAACCAUCGCCUACCUGUUCCCCAACGACCUGGAGAUCUGCAGAGCCUGCGCGCUGCUCCUGUUCUUCCUGGAGCGCACGGUUGAGGCCUACAAGACUGUGUUCUUCCUGUACAACCACCCAGACCUUGAGUACCACCUGGACACCGGUCCCGUUGGGAACAACGUGCGCUUCGAGGUGAUUCAGAUUCUGAAAAAGGGCCUGUUCUUCGACCCUGAAUUCUGGAGCCUUCUGAACAUCAAAACGAACUGCCUGAAGCUCAUGAGCGACGAGGUAGCCAGAGCCGCCCUCCGUGAAAUUACGGAAGAGGAUAAAUGGGCGCCUAGUUACUGUGUCCGAGAGCAUUGCAAGUGCCGCGCAGAGCCGGAAAGGACUGUAAUCAGACAGGAGUCAAAGCCUGGUAGUAGAGACAAGCAGGAAUCUGGGACAGUGGAAAAACAGGUCACGAGUCCUUCUGCUGAUGCGUCUUCCGAAGCUCCUCAGUAUAAGAGGAGAGGGAGGAAACCAGGGUCACGGAUCACAAAGAAUCUGGAGCCAUUUCCAGUCCGGCGUUCCUUCAGGCAGCUGGAUUUGGCACAAAAUCAUGCCAGGCAGCUGAACAACAGAUGUCAGAGGUUCCUCACUCGGCAGACGGAGAAAAAUAUACUGAAACGGCGGGGCAGGAAACCCCGGUGGCUCCUGGAGCAGUUAGCUGCCCUGGGAGAAAACAGUGCUCCUGGGCAACGGAAGAAACCAGGGAGGAAACCAAAGCUAUUCAGCUCGCUAAAGGAGAUUUUAGUUGACACGCCAGUCAUUGAAAUCACAAUGGAAUAUUCCUACCCUGAUAAUGAGGUUGAGCUGCCUGCUGAUGUUCAGGGCCGGUCUGCGUCCAAAAUGACUUCUUCCACAGAGCGUCGCUUUGAUCAACCUCAAACAACGCCUUGUUGUAAAACUCCAAACUCGCUCCUUCAGAUACUGUUAGAGAAGUCUCCUCAUUUGUGGAGAGACAAAGAAGACUCUCAGCCGCAGGACGUUAUGAUUGUUAUUAGAAAAUUCCACACCUACGCAAAAGUGCCUGAAGAGGAGGAAAGCCCUUCACUUGAUCGCCUUACGGAUACUGCAGCGUUAACAGCUCCACAUGCUGUGAAGCAGGAAGAAGAUUUUCAGGUUCUUGCGCCUGUAAAGAAUCUGAGUGAACCAGUGGAGGGGACUAAAGUGACCUCACUGACUGCUGCUGUAACACAGGAGAUCCCUGGUGUUAGUGAUGGAUCUGACCUGUCAUUACUUUCACCCGUCGAACAGGCUGUAGUCCCUGAUAGCAAAAUCACUACGACAGUCAAUCCUCCCAAAGAUCAAACUGCUAGCGUCAUGACUGACAAUACUCAAGCGCUGGAAAUCACCCAGGAAGUUUCUAAUCUUGGUAAUACAACUGACAAAGCUACUGAUUAUAUUUGUACUACAUCUGAAAAAGGAACAGACAUUAUUUCUACCUCUGAAAAUGCACCUAAUACUACACCUGAACUUGCACCCCAAAGUAAAGUUUCUACCCCCAAAGAAAUCCCAGACACUCAUGAAAAUCCACCUGCAGUCACAGAAGUGAUAGAUGCCUCUAAAAAUGCAUCAGCAGCUGAAAUUCUCAAGACUCCUGCUGUUCUUGAAGAAGUGCAACCUCAAGAAACAGCGUCUCAACAGACCGCUGAGCUCGAGCCAUCUCAGAACAGCAGCUCAUCUCCUGUAUCCAGUGCUCAGACUAACGUGCAACCUAAACACCAAUGCAAGCUUUGCAAUAAAAUAUAUGAGACUCCUCUGAGUCAUGCUUUAUGGCAUUACCGGACUGAAAAGAAGUGCAUGUUUUGUGACAAGCUGGCUUUGACUCGAGGAGCCUUACAGCAUUUCCAAAAACACAUCAAAGAUUUGAGUAGGGUCGAAGGCCCGCUUGAGACGAAGAAGUGCGAGGAUGUACCUCAAGCGACUGGGAGCCCCGAUCAGACCGUUCAAGAGUCACCACCGAAAAAAGCAAAGCCUGGAUUUGCACAGAUCAAGUCAAGACUGCUGAUGAGACUGAAACUGACAAGGAAAGCCCAACCUCAGCGUGAGCCAGAGAAAAGCUCCGAUAAUAGUGGAACACCCUUGAAGGAGACAGACACAAAGAAGCAUGCAUCAGCACCAGAGCAAAAAGAGAGCAGCACGAAGGAUGAUAAGCAGAGCGUCCCACAGGAGACGAUAAGAUACUUAACAAGAGGUUCGGUUAGGAAGUCUGAGCACAAGGGACGGCUGUGUAGGACGAAGCUAGGCAGGAAAGGAAAGACUAGAAGAGUGAUGGCAGGGGGAGAUAGUUCAGCGCCCAAGGACGGUUCUGUUCAUAGGGUGAAUGGAGUAAUUAGAAAGAAACGAAAGAUGUGGUGUAUUCAGGAAGACAGCAGUCGUACCACUGAUAAAAAUGGACCACCAGUAAAAGAAGAGAAAAAGACCGAUGCAGAGAAAUCGGAAAAGAUAAUCAGAAGUAAUAAAGCUCAUUAUGAUAUCAGGACCAAAGCAGAAAAGGCAACCAGCAAUAAUAUCGGAGGGGAAAGUAAAAACUGUGCAAAAGCAAAGGCGUUAGAGGAACCAAGAGUAAAGAAGAAAAAGCUCAGAGAGGAUGAGGAGAAAGUUGAUGUAAAAACAGUGAAGAAACGAAAGAAUGAAGAAGGUACUUCAACUGCUAAGUCCACAGAUACAAAGGAAAAGAAGAACUCUGUUCCAAAUGUGGAAAAACAGCAAAACGGAACAGAGGCAGAAUCCAGUGAAGCCUCCAAGACAGUGCGGAAGAGGAAAUUCAGUAGUACUCCUGCGGUCAGCUGUCCUAUAGACGCAUGCACGUUCCAAGCCAUGCCAGGCCCGGUCCUCUCGCACGUCCUCAUACACCACCCGGGCGACACAAAAGCUCUCGAGUUCUUCUACAACCUCGCCGCGAAAAAGUGUCUGUUCUGUGGCAGAAGGAUUUGGACUGCUCAGCACUUUUUCGACCAUGUUGUUUCUCACCGGGGUAACCUCAAACACCCGUGCUACCACGUGGCCUGCCAGAAGAGAUUCAAAACGCGAAUGGACGUGGGUGACCAUAUGGAGAAGGACCAUAAUCCUCUGAAAGCAGGGUGCUGCUUCCCUGGCUGCACGGUGGAAUUUGCCAACCUCAAGGACUUGUACAGCCAUGAAAAGAGUCAUUACAAAGCAGCUAUGCUGAAAAAGGACAAAUCAGUAACUUCUGAGAAAGAAGAUGUGGACAAACCCAGCCUCAGAGAAUCAAGAGUAAAGAGUACUCCAGCGGCAGCACAGCAGACAGCCGAAAGCGUGGUGACAGAGGCUGAGACUCCUUCUACUCCUCCUCCUCCUGCUCCUCCUCCUCUUCCUCCUCCUCUUCCACCAGGUGACAUUAUGGAACAGAAGAAGAGCCCGGCACCUGUAACAGUAGAAGAUGAAAAACCUUUGACUUUAAAUAAAAGUUCAGUGAACUACAGCAGCAAGAGCUCCCGGCUCGUCAACGGUCACACUGACCAUGCACAAGAAUCUAGCAUUAAAGCACCCCCUACAGCUCCAAAAGAACAGGAGCCGAAGUACGAGAAGGUGGCAGUUAAGCCGUUCAGCAGACUUCCUCCUUCAGCUUACCUGGACGAGCUGUACCUCAGCAUGCCCAAAAAGUGGAGGGGGCCCCAAGCGAGCUCCAAAGGCUCCGAUGCAGAUGACGUCGUCCCCGUCAAGAGGCAGAGCUGCUCGCGCUGUAACGCGGCCUUCGACUGCGAAGAAGAGCUCCAGCAGCACCGGGAAAAAUGCACAUCUCUCUUCGGCUUCGAUUCAGACGAUGAAAAUGCCUCCUGAAGAGUAGUGCUCGAAGACGUGGAGCCCAUUUGACCUGUUGAACGCUGCUGUGGACAUUCAAAAAAAUCUCAACUAAAAGGACCAUUUUAAUAAAAAAAGAAGGUGCGAAAUGGAGCUUGUUUGACCAUCUGGACACCUCCCUGCAUCGGUUUCUUAACUGUGAGGAAUGGGAUAAUAAAUGUCGACUACAGUAGUUCAUCUGCUACGAUGAUCCCAGACUUUAGUGGUUGGAGGUGAUGUUCUGCAUCACUGACACCACUGUGGAUUUGCAGUGUGUGACCGUGUAACAAGCUAGCUACCAUGCAAAUUAUUUUUAAAGACUGCUGCAGUAUUUGAUCUGAUAAUGAAAGCUAUAACCUGGUUUAAUGCCGGAGGUCGAGAGGAUUCUGCCUCAACCUCAACUGCGAUUUGACUUUUGCUUCAAGAAGUGUAAGGCAUAGAUGUAAUUGCAAUGGCAGUGAAAUCUGGGAUAUUUCCAGCACAUUUGGAAAAUAUCUGGUUAUUUGUGAACUUUGUCACGGAUUUUAUUAACGUUUAACGUUUAAUCUCCCAAAUCUGGCCAUCUUGCAUUCCUUGUACUCUAAUGAGCAAACCUGUUGCUCAUCAGUGAUUGAGAUUUAUCUAAGGAUUUGCCUAGUGUGUAUUGAUUGCCCGGAGGACGACUCAAGUCUUGCAAGCUUAAUGAAAGAUGAAAUGGACACAGAGCAGUGGUUGCUGAAAUAUUUUAAAUGAGGUAUAUGUGAAAAACAGACGUAUUAAUCUGUCUUAAAACAGUUUUGAAAAGUGCUGUGGCAGUCACGCAACCUCUUAUGACAUUAAUGUAUAUAUGUUUCUAAAGCUCUUCUCUUUACACUCAACAAAUAAUGAGAAGAAUUCAGUGUCUCACACCCGAGGCGUGUCUGAGCUGUUCUACGCGAGAGCAGUAAUUUACUAAUUUAAUUUAUUCAUAUUCUUUUUUUUUUUUUUCUUUUUGUAUUUUAUGUAAAUGUUUGAAAAGUUUGAACGGUAUAUAAUUGGGAUGGGUUAAUAUAGGGGGUUUAUAUAUCAAGAGUUUUUCUGGCCUACAAAAACAAAAUUAAACACAUGUAUGACAACGGA